AUGUGUAAGAUGUUCCCAUCAAGCUUGGGGAAGGUAGCCCUAUCUUGGUUCCAUAAGUUGGGGCCACACUCCAUACGAGGAUGGGCACAGCUCGUCGAAGAGUUUACUGCUCGGUUUCUGACAAGUAGGAAAGCCCCCAAAACAUUUGAAAGCCUAUCCAUGAUGAAACAGGGGGAAAGCAAGCCAAUCAAAGAUUACGCUAAAAAAUAUUGGGAAACUUUCAAUGAGAUUGAAAGUUGUAGCGAAGAAUAUGUGAUUGCUAUGUUUAAAACUGACUUGCCUGUUCGAGGAGAGCUAUGUCGGUCAUUAAAUAUGCAUCCGGUAGCAAUGUUGGCUAGGCUAAUGGAGCAAAUUGACCAACAUGCCAGAAUGGAAGAUGACAUACUCCAAGAAGAUGGCAAGUUGGCUACCGACCAAGCCAAGGGGCCUGCUAAGAAGGCAGAUAAACCAGAGCCCAAAACCUAUAGGGAAAGGAAAGAGUACAGGUAUUUUCUAAUUGGGGAAUCACAGCCAGCUGAGGAAGAAGCCGAGUUGGUGAGUUUCUUAGAAGGACAUGUUGAUGUGUUUACAUGGAUACCAGAGGAGAUGCCCGGUGUAGAUGCAGACGUGAUCUGCCACCACUUGAAUGUUGAUCCAUAG
This is a messenger RNA of Rhododendron vialii, 639 nucleotides long. RefSeq lists its product as uncharacterized. The transcript is spliced from 2 exons. The coding region runs from base 1 to 639 and encodes 212 amino acids. The record is from RefSeq and is a predicted model, not a curated record. NCBI's taxonomy places the organism in Eukaryota, Viridiplantae, Streptophyta, Magnoliopsida, Ericales, Ericaceae.